Molecule: messenger RNA, 2828 nt
Organism: Labeo rohita (rohu)
Lineage: Eukaryota; Metazoa; Chordata; Actinopteri; Cypriniformes; Cyprinidae
Gene: trim3a
Product: tripartite motif containing 3a
Exons: 14
Coding region: 189-2513 (774 amino acids)
Biological process (GO): protein polyubiquitination; negative regulation of translation; proteasome-mediated ubiquitin-dependent protein catabolic process
Molecular function (GO): translation repressor activity; zinc ion binding; protein binding
Source: RefSeq, a predicted model, not a curated record
UCGCUGUCCCCUCCUUGCCGACUCUCCCAUUCGGAGAAAAGGACUGCAGUUUUUCAUGAAAAAACCGUAAAAACCGGAUUAUUUAUCGGACGUUGACAAUGAAAAACGCUUUCUCCCAUUAUCCAUGCUGACUCUUCUCUAAACCCGGCCCAAAUUUCACUCUGAGAGGCCUCUGUCUCUUCAUUUGAAUGCCUCUCACGAUGGCUAAACGAGAAAGCGGCAGCACCAGCCCGGUGGUGCGUCAAAUAGACAAGCAGUUCCUGGUGUGCAGCAUCUGUCUGGAGCACUACCACAAUCCCAAAGUCCUGCCAUGCCUGCACACCUUCUGCGAGAGAUGCCUCCAGAAUUACAUCCCUCCUCAGUCCUUGACCCUCUCCUGCCCGGUGUGCAGACAGACCUCCAUCCUGCCUGAAAAGGGUGUUGCAGCGCUGCAGAACAAUUUCUUCAUAACUAACCUGAUGGAGGUGUUGCAGAGGGAGCAGGACUGCACCCGUCCCGAGGCCUCUAGUGGGUUGGAGUCAGCCGGUGCUGCUACGUAUGCCCCGCCCCUGUCCUGCCCCAACCACGAGGGCAAGGUGAUGGAGUUUUACUGCGAGUCUUGUGAAACGGCCAUGUGUUUGGAAUGCACAGAGGGGGAGCACAGAGAACAUGUGACCGUUCCACUGCGGGAUGUUCUGGAGCAGCACAAAGCGGCGCUGAAGAACCAGCUGGAUGCAAUUCGCAACAGGCUUCCUCAGCUGACUGCAGCGAUAGAGCUGGUAAAUGAGAUCUCCAAGCAGCUAACAGACAGGAAGAAUGAGGCAGUGACGGAGAUCAGCAAUACAUUCGAGGAAUUGGAGAAAGCACUACAUCAGCGCAAGACUGCCCUCAUCACUGACCUGGAGAACAUCUGCGGCACCAAGCAGAAGGUGUUGCAGGCCCAACUCACUGCACUACUACAAGGGAAGGAAAACAUCCAGAGCAGCUGUAGCUUCACAGAGCAGGCACUGAACCACGGCAGCCCCACUGAGGUGCUCCUGGUGCAGAAGCAGAUGGGAGAGCGGAUGGGCGUUCUGGCCCGCCACGCCUUCCCUGAGCAGCCCCAUGAGAACGGCCACCUGGACUGUCAGGUGGAGACUGAAGGGCUGCGCCGCUCCAUCCAGAACCUGGGGGUCCUGCUCACCACCAGCGCCGUGGGACACACCAGCGUGGCUACUGGAGAGGGUCUCAGACAUGCUGUUGUCGGGCAAAAUACCACUGUUACAGUGACCACUAAGGACAAAGACGGUGAGCUAGUAAAGACUGGAAAUGCUGCACUGAGGGCUCAGAUCAGCGGUCCGGAUGGAACCGUCACCGAAACGGACAUAACAGACAACAAGAACGGCACUUACGAGAUCGGCUACACUCUCCGCUCGGAGGGCGAGUUCUCCUUCUCCGUCCUGCUCUACGGGCAGCCUGUGAGGGGCAGCCCCUUCCGCCUGCGGGCCAUCAAACCCUGCGACGCCCCGCAGUCGCCCGAUGACGUGAAGAGACGUGUGAAAUCACCUGGAGGAGGUGGUGGGGGUGGAGGACACGUGCGCCAGAAGGCGGUGCGCAGACCCUCAAGUAUGUACAGCACAACGAAGAAAAAGGAGAAUCCCAUAGAGGAUGAACUCAUCUACAGAGUCGGGACGAGGGGUCGAGAGCGGGGGGAGUUCUCCAACCUGCAGGGCAUCUCUACUACCAGCAAUGGGCGAAUUGUGGUCGCUGACAGCAACAACCAGUGCAUACAGGUGUUCUCCAAUGACGGUCAAUUCAAACUGAAGUUUGGGGUCAGAGGUCGCUCCCCUGGCCAGCUCCAGCGCCCCACUGGCAUUGCAGUGGACAUGAAUGGCGACAUUAUUGUAGCCGACUAUGACAACAGGUGGCUCAGCAUCUUCUCUCCAGACGGCAAGUUUAAGAAUAAAAUCGGUGCAGGUCGGCUGAUGGGUCCUAAAGGAGUGGCCGUGGACAAGAAUGGCCAUAUUAUCACAGCAGACAACAAAGCCUGCUGCGUCUUCAUUUUCCAAUCCAAUGGCAAGCUGGUGACCAAAUUUGGUGCCAAAGGAACAUCAGAGAGGCAGUUUGCAGACAAAACUACUCCAAAUACACCGACAGAGCCAAAGCAGAGUAAAUCUGGCCCUGCCUUUAGUCCCCAUUUUGUAGCCAUAAACAACAAGAAUGAAAUUGUUGUGACAGACUUCCACAAUCAUUCUGUUAAGGUUUACAAUGCUGAUGGUGAGUUCCUGUUUAAAUUCGGCUCACAUGGCGAAGGGAACGGCCAGUUCAACGCACCCACCGGCGUGGCUGUAGAUGGCAAUGGGAAUAUCAUUGUUGCAGACUGGGGUAACAGUAGGAUACAGGUGUUUGACAGUUCUGGCUCGUUCCUGUCGUACAUCAACACGACGGCGGAUCCGUUGUACGGCCCGCAGGGUCUGGCUCUCACGUCAGAUGGCCACGUGGCCGUGGCAGACUCUGGAAACCACUGCUUCAAAGUCUACCGAUACCUACAGUAAAGACUCGUGAUUGGACGAGUUACAAAACAUACUGUAAGCUCCAACAGUCUUCUUCGACAUUUCAUGUUUUCCUUUGCACAAGUCUCUGCACACAAAUUUCCAGCCAUCUGACUAAUGCUGAUGUGAACAAACCCAGGGCUUCAUGAAUGUUGCAUCCCUAUUUGAUCAAUUUGUGUUAACAGCCACUUUCUAAAUGAAUGUAUAUCCAACCCAAGCAAAUAACAGUCGCUGUGUAUAUAACAGUGACUGAGGGCAGCUAUCUGUGUCUUUCUUUAAAACUCUAAAAGCUGCUCGACAAACCCUAAGUUUAAAUCA